ACGCGCCACCACCAAAUCCCGAGAACUCGGAAUCGUCUCCUCCGAACUCGAGAAAACUCCCACUGGAAAUGUCGUGCUGCGGCUCCACCUCCUCCCCCUUCCUCCCCCUUCCCCUCCGCCUCCCCCGCUCCCACGCCCAAACCCUAACCCUAACCCCUCCACGGAGAGUCCGACCCUUCUCCUCCUCCCUCUCCGCCGCCCCCUCCGUCUCCGACCCCUUCGUCCUCGAGAUCGCAGAGAAGCUCGAGGACUCCCUCUCCUCCUCCCCGAUCCAAUCCCUUCCUCCUCUCCAAACCCUAAGGGAGUCCUCCUCCCGAUCCCUCCUCUCCACGCCGUGGCCGACCCGGAAAUCGGAUCCCUUCCGCUUCACCGAUAUCUCCUACCUACGUAAGUACCCUCUAGUCCCCACCCAAACCCCUGCGAUUCCUUCUUCUCCGAUCGAUUCGCCGUUCUCCAACCUCCUCGUCAUCGUCGAUGGCGUGCUCGCCCCUUCUCUGUCCCGGCUAUCCGCACUCCCGGAUGGGGUUUUCGUUGGAAGCAUCGGCAAUGCCCCCGCGGGAGCUCUCUACGAUCGGAUUCAAUCCGUAUUAGCUUCUGGAAGUGAGUUCGAGAAGGAUUUGUUUUGGGAUUUGAACAGUGUGGGCGCUCUUGAUGUUGCUGUGAUCUAUGUGCCUUUGCGAGUGCGAAUGUUGGAGCCGAUUCAUGUGCAGUUCGGGUAUAGUGGCGGAGCUGGGGAAGGGGAAGAGAUCAUGGCGAUGUCGAACCCUAGGGUUUUGGUUGUGGCAGAGGAGGGAGCAGAGGUCGCAUUAGUGGAGGAGCACUUUGGAGUGGACGGGGGCGAGGAGAAGUGCUAUUGGGCUAAUCCGGUAAUGGAGAUUGUGGUCGAAGAUGGUGCGAAGGUUUCGCACUCAUACGUGCAGAGGCAGCCGAUAAAGGCGGCCCAUGUCAAAUGGACAGUUGCUCGGCAGAAAUCAUCGAGCACUUACAACCUCGUUGAGGUAAAUACAGGUGCGAAAUUAAGCAGGCACAAUCUCCACAUCCAGCAGUUAGGCCCUGACACUGUAACGGAAUUGUCUUCAUUUCACUUGUCGUCUCGAAAUAAGCAGAUACAUGACCUGCAUAGCAGAUUAGUCCUGGACCAUCCUCGAGGGUACUCUCGGCAGCUUCACAAGUGCAUAGUUUGUGAGUCAGAAGCACAUGCUAUAUUUGAUGGAAACAUCAAGGUCAACAGGUUCGCACAGAACACCGAUGCCGGCCAGCAAGCAAAGUGCCUCCUCUUGGCGCCUCAAGCGCUCGUACAUGUGAAGCCAAACUUACAAAUCGUCGCAGAUGAUGUCAAAUGCUCGCACGGAGCCGCCAUAAGUGACCUCGAAGAUCAGCAGCUUUUCUAUUUCAGAGCCAGAGGGGUGGACUUGAAGACGGCGAGGGAUGCUCUUAUUUUCUCCUUUGGGGCCGAGGUGGUGAGGCAGAUUCCAUUUAAGCCCAUCCAGGAGAAGGUGGCAAAUGAGGUUAAAGAAUUGUUUACAUCCCUAUGAAUGAAAGCAUUGGAUUAGCAGCUUCCUUUGCUGCCUUAUCAUUAUUAUUGUAGGCUGAUGGAAGUUUUUCACUUGGAAUUAUUUAAAACCCGAUUUGGUGAAAUUUUUUGUUGGAAAAGUGAGAGGUGUCGAUAUGGUUGUGCAAAUAUUGUAGAGGAUGCUGUUGUGCUAUUUAGUUCAAUUUUGUUGAGUGUUCUCUGUAAGCCGGACCAAAUGUUUUUGCUGGGAUAUGAACCGUCAUUUGAUA
Messenger RNA from Ananas comosus (pineapple), 1782 nucleotides. RefSeq names its product protein ABCI7, chloroplastic. The transcript has 3 exons. NCBI's taxonomy places the organism in Eukaryota, Viridiplantae, Streptophyta, Magnoliopsida, Poales, Bromeliaceae. The coding region runs from base 69 to 1535 and encodes 488 amino acids. Gene Ontology annotation, biological process: iron-sulfur cluster assembly. The record is from RefSeq and is a predicted model, not a curated record.